UGUAAAUUAUAACUAGAUUACAGUAUCACACCUCUAAAGUAGGAGAAAUUAUAAAAACUUUAUUCAGGGUGGGGUGUCGUUUUUUUAUAAUAAACCAUGAAUAAGAAUGUAUUAAAGGCCGAGCAACGCUUAUCAAUCCUUGUUUGUUGACAGCCCAUUGAGUAGUUGAAUACUUCAUAGUCCAAUGGGCCCAAAAACUGAAAGCCCAAGUGGGAGAAAUAAAGACAAGUGGCCCUCUUGAGGCCCAAAGAAAGACUCUUUCAUUUUAUUUUUAUUUAUUUACAGUGAUGUAGUAAGUGUAAGAGAAAGCUUCAGUUUGAAAAUACAUAAAUAUCUAUUAAACCAAAUAAUUAGUGAGAAAAUACAAAAUUCUUUCUGUGAUCGGAUUUAAAUUUCGACUAAGAAAGCACAAAUCAAAUGUUCUUAAUUUUUAUUCCAUCAAGAAAGAUUCUUUAUUUUUUUUGGAACAUAAUAUUCCGUCAAGAAAGAAUUGAAAGACCCAGAAGAAAUAAAAUAGAAAUGGAAGAGGAAAUAUCUUACCAUAUGCCACCUUUCUGAACGAGAGGUUAGAAUUCAACCGCGCAGCGUCCAGCACCAACAAUGGCGGUACUCUCCUCCCUCCAAACAAACCCCUAUGCCUCCCACAUCUACGCCAUCUCUUCCAACCCCAUUCCACCGGCUCUACUCUACACCAUUCGCCGGCGCCGCCGCAAGCCCAGUAAUGGCCGAUAUCUCCUCGUCAGAGCUUACAUGGAAGAAUCCAACUCCAUUUCCGGUUUCGCCAACAAAGUCAUCGGCUCGCUUCCCGUCGUUGGUCUCAUCGCCAGGAUUUUCAGCGACGAAGGCGGCGUCGGUGGAGAUAUUGUUGAUUUUGCGGAGUUCAGGAGGAGAGUGGGGAAGAAGUGUUCCGUUAAUGAUUCCAGAGCCUUCUUCGAGUUUCAAGAACGGCGUGGAAAGCCAGGGGAUCCUCUGUAUGUGCUGCUAUGUUGUUGGCUAGCUGCAGUUGGUGCUGGUCUGCUCAAAUCUGAGGAAAUAUUGGAAGGAGUUGCCAGGCUUCGGAUUUCGGAUGAUAUUGAGUUUGAGGAGGAGAAUUUCAUUGCUAUGAUGAAUGAUUCAAGAGAGAGGCGAGCCAAGCUGAGAGCUCCGGUCCCAACGAUCCCGAUGGAAAUUCGAGCUGAGAAAGCUCUAGAAGCCAUUUAUGUGUGCUGCUUCGGGAGGGAUCUUAUAGACAAGGAAGACGAGGAACUGCUAUCCAUCAUCCUUAAUGCUGUCUUCCCGGCAGUGGGGCUGGCAGAGAUAGAAAGAAUUGUUAAAGAGAAAGUAAAGAGAGUGGCAGAAGGGACUGAUGAGAUCAAAAUACCAGAGCCAAAGCCCUUACCGAAAGAAGCUGUACAGCUGCAAAUGAAAGACUUGCAAUUUCUCAGAGAAGGCAAUACAGAGUAGAAGAACUGAGGAGUGAAGAAAGCGAGAAAAGUACCGUCCACAGUUGACAUAUAGGAUUUCUGCACUAAAAUGAUCUCAUGUAGCAUUUUUUCAUGAUGGUGUCCGUGUACUUAUGUCACCAAAUCAAAUCCAAAGACUCCUAGCAAGGUAUUGAGCUUGUCAUAUUGACUACUGGGCUGAACAAGGUUUUUUUGGAUAGUGAG
Sesamum indicum (sesame) is the source of this 1646-nucleotide messenger RNA. RefSeq names its product calcium homeostasis regulator (gene PDE329). Gene Ontology annotation, biological process: photosystem I assembly. Lineage: Eukaryota; Viridiplantae; Streptophyta; Magnoliopsida; Lamiales; Pedaliaceae. The record is from RefSeq and is a predicted model, not a curated record.